AUGAAAAUCUCAAAACCUUCAUGGUACUCUCAUACUCUGACUUUGUUCUUCUUCAUCAUCAUCAUUAUGAUGAGUCAUGUUGCAAACUCUCAGUCUCAUCAGCUCUAUGAUGAAGAACAUGCAGUUCUUAUGAAGAUAAAACAGUACCUUCGAAACCCACCAUUUUUAAGCCACUGGACACAGCAAUCAUCAACUUCCAAUAACAACCACUGUUCUUGGCCUGAAAUAAACUGCACCACCAAUGGCAAUUCUGUCAUUUCACUCACUCUCUCCAAUUCCAACAUCACACAAGCCAUACCAACCUUCAUUUGUGAACUCAAGAACCUCACUUUUAUUGACUUCAGCUUCAACUUCAUCCCUGUGUCCAAAUUGACCAAAUUGAAACUCUUUCAUGUGUAUGCUACAAAUUUGGUUGGUGAAAUUCCAGAGAACAUUGGAGAAAUGGUGGAUUUGGAGAAUUUGGAUAUGUCACAGAAUGGUUUAACUGGUGGAAUUCCCAGUGGCUUGUUCCUGCUCAAGAAUCUGACCAUAUUGUACCUUUUUCAGAACAGUCUCUCCGGAGAGAUACCUAAAGUUGUUGAAGCAUUGAAUUUGGUUGAUCUUGAUCUUGCACAGAAUAACCUCACAGGGAAAAUUCCAGAAGUUCUUGGAAAGCUUAAGAACAUUACUUGGUUGAACUUGUCACUUAAUAAGUUGUCAGGGGAGAUUCCAGAAGCCUUUGGUAGUCUUCCAGCUAUGGUGGAUUUUCGUAUGUUCUCCAACAAUUUGUCAGGUACUCUUCCAUCCAAAUUCGGCCGCUACUCGAGGCUUGAAACCUUUCUGGUUUCAUCUAAUAUUCUUAGUGGAAAUUUACCAGAGAAUUUAUGUUACAAUGGCAGGUUACUUAAUUUAACUGUGUAUGACAAUAAUCUUAGUGGUGAGUUGCCAAAAUCACUAGGAAAUUGUAAUAGCCUACUUGAUCUGAAAAUUUACAACAAUAAGUUUUCUGGUAACAUUCCUAGUGGUCUUUGGACAUCUUUGAAUUUGUCAAAUUUCAUGGUGAGCCAUAACAAUUUCACUGGUGAGCUUCCUGAGAUGCUGUCCUCUAGCAUUUUGCGGCUCGAGAUAAGUUUCAAUCAACUUUCUGGUAGAAUUCCAGCUACUGUGUCUUCUUGGAGUAAUGUGGUAGUGUUUGAUGCAAGUAAGAACAACUUGAAUGGAAGCAUUCCACAAGAGCUAACUUCUCUUCCAAAGUUAACAACCCUAUUGCUUGAUCAGAACCAGCUCACUGGGCCGCUUCCUUCGGACAUAAUCCAUUGGGAGAAUCUAGUGACUCUGAAUUUGAGACAGAACCAGCUCUCUGGACAAAUACCAGAUGCACUCGGCCGGCUGCCGGUGCUUAGCCAGCUUGACCUUUCAGAAAAUCAAUUCACUGGCCAAGUUCCUUCUCAGCUUCCAAGACUCACCAAUCUCAAUCUUUCUUCCAAUCAUUUGACAGGAAAGGUUCCAUAUGAAUUUGAAAAUUCUGCAUUUGACACCAGCUUUUUGGACAAUCCUGGCCUUUGUUCUGAUACCCCGGAACUGAACCUUGCAUUGUGUAAUUCUACUCCACAAAGAUCAGGCAAGGGUUCAUCUUGGUCUGUUUCUUUGAUUACAAGUCUUGUUGUAGCAGCCUUCUUAAUGGCUUUGUUGGCAACACUCUUGAUUAUGAGGCUUUACAGAAAAAGAAAGCAAGAAUUUGAUAACUCAUGGAAGCUAAUUUCAUUUCAAAGGCUGAAUUUCACAGAAUCAGACAUUCUCUCCUCAUUAACUGAGCAGAAUAUUAUUGGCAGUGGUGGAUAUGGUGCAAUUUAUCGUUGCCCUGUCGAUGAUUUCGGCUAUGUUGCUGUGAAAAAGAUUUGGAAUGACAGGAAGUUAGAUCAGAAGCUCAAGAGCUCGUUUCGCGCUGAAGUUAAUGCGCUGAGCAAUAUUCGCCAUACUAACAUUGUGAGGUUGUUGUGCUGCAUUUCAAAUGAGGAAUCUAUGCUCCUUGUUUACGAGUAUAUGGAAAAUAGUAGCCUAGAUAAGUGGCUGCACAAGAAGUAUAAUAAGGCCUCCAAUUUCUCAAGUUCAGCAGCAGUGCAUCAUGUUUUUCUUGAUUGGCCAAAGAGGUUGCAAAUAGCAAUAGGAGUUGCACAAGGUUUGAGCUACAUGCACCAUGAUUGCUCACAACCUAUUGUUCAUAGAGAUGUGAAAACAAGCAACAUUCUCUUGGAUGCUCAAUUCAAUGCAAAAGUUGCAGAUUUUGGUCUGGCUAGGAUGUUGCUCAAGCCUGGUCAAUUGAACACCAUGUCAACUGUGAUUGGAUCAUUUGGCUACAUUGCUCCUGAAUAUACUCAAACAAGAAGGAUCACUGAAAAGAUUGAUGUGUUUAGCUUUGGUGUUGUUCUGUUGGAGCUGACAACUGGCAAAGAGGCGAAUGAUGGAGACCAACACUUGUCUCUGGCCGAGUGGGCGUGGCGCCACAUUCAGAUAGGAAGCAACAUAGAAGAGCUUCUAGACAAAGAUGUCAUGGAACCAAGCUACUUGGAUGAAAUGUGCACAGUUUUCAAACUUGGGGUGAUGUGUACUUCAACAUUGGCUUCUACUAGACCUUCCAUGAAGGAGGUGCUGCAAAUGUUGCAACUCUGCAGAGAUCAAUUUGAUUAUGGAGGAGACAGUAAGUUAGGCCAUUAUGAUGUUGUUCCUCUUCUUAAGGAUUCAAAAAGUGAAACAAGGUUGGAUGUUGUUGAUACUUUAUAAUAGAAUUUUGAUGAUAUACCUAUACACACGAUUGGAUGUUUAUGUAAAAAUAUAAUUUAAAUUGUUAUAAGUAUAAUUUUAGAAGUGGACUUACAAGUAUGUUAGUUUUAGUUACAAUUCUAGUUCAUACUUCAUAAGAUAAUAGAAUGUGAAAUUUACCAAAUUGUAAUUUAGAAUUAGCAACAAA
Molecule: messenger RNA, 2947 nt
Organism: Arachis duranensis
Lineage: Eukaryota; Viridiplantae; Streptophyta; Magnoliopsida; Fabales; Fabaceae
Product: LRR receptor-like serine/threonine-protein kinase HSL2
Exons: 3
Coding region: 1-2760 (919 amino acids)
Biological process (GO): protein phosphorylation
Molecular function (GO): receptor serine/threonine kinase binding; protein kinase activity; ATP binding
Source: RefSeq, a predicted model, not a curated record